CUUCCAUCAAAGGCCAAACUGCUGAAGAUGACAUUGGCCAAACCCGUGGAUACUUCAAUAGCUGGCAGAAAGAUCAUCAAGACUAUAAUGCUUCCUCAUCUCAUGUUUUCUAUAGUCCAAUACAGAAGCCCAGUCACAAUAGUUUCCAAACCCACACCCCAUCACACGCCUUUGUAGAGCAUGCGAAGGAAACAGCUUCCAUCCAAGGCCAAACUGCUGCAGAUGAUAUUGGUCAAAACGGUGCAUACAUCAGUGACUUGCAGCAAGAUCGUCAAGAUUGUAUUGGAUUUUCAUCUCGUGCUCUCCAUACUCCAGGGCAUGAGCCGUGUGACUAUAUUGACGAGAAAGGAAAACAAACAACCUUAAUCAACAGCUAUAACAAUGCCACAGACAAAAAUGGUGCGUACUUUAGCAGCCGAAAGCACGGUCAACAAGAUAAUAAAUUAAAUAUGUCGACUCUUAGACGCCAUUUUCUACGCCAAAAGCAAGAAUCCAAUAUUUAUGACGCCAUGAACAGUUCUUUCACAGGGCUAAAUAUUGAAACAAGUAAGAAAUGUGCUUUUUCCAAUACAGAAGCCAGUCACAAUAUUUUCCAAACCCACACCCCAUCACACGCCUUUGUAGAGCAUGGGAAGGAAACAGCUUCCAUCCAAGGCCAAACUGCUGCAGAUGAUAUUGGUCAAAACGGUGCAUACAUCAGUGACUUGCAGCAAGAUCGUCAAGAUUGUAUUGGAUUUUCAUCUCGUGCUCUCCAUACUCCAGGGCAUGAGCCGUGUGACUAUAUUGACGAGAAAGGAAAACAAACAAACAAAAAUGGUGCGUACUUUAACAGCCGAAAGCACGGUCAACAAGAUAAUAAACUAAAUAUGUCGACUCUUAGCCGCCAUUUUCUACGCCAAAAGCAAGAAUCCAAUAUUUAUGACGCCAUUAACAGUUCUUUCACAGGGCUAAAUAUUGAAACAACUUCCAUCAAAGGCCAAACUGCUGAAGAUGACAUUGGCCAAACCCGUGGAUACUUCAAUAGCUGGCAGAAAGAUCAUCAAGACUAUAAUGCUUCCUCAUCUCAUGUUCUCAAUAGUCCAAUACAGAAGCCCAGUCACAAUAGUUUCCAAACCCACACCCCAUCUCACGCCUUUGUAGAGCAUGGGAAGGAAACAGCUUCCAUCCAAGGCCAAACUGCUGCAGAUGAUAUUGGUCAAAACGGUGCAUACAUCAGUGACUUGCAGCAAGAUCGUCAAGAUUGUAUUGGAUUUUCAUCUCGUGCUCUCCAUACUCCAGGGCAUGAGCCGUGUGACUAUAUUGACGGGAAAGGAAAACAAACAAGUAAAAUCAGAUUGUUUUUUUUAAAUAC
Saccoglossus kowalevskii is the source of this 1351-nucleotide messenger RNA. RefSeq lists its product as uncharacterized. The record is from RefSeq and is a predicted model, not a curated record. Lineage: Eukaryota; Metazoa; Hemichordata; Enteropneusta; Harrimaniidae.